Molecule: messenger RNA, 1094 nt
Organism: Ctenocephalides felis (cat flea)
Lineage: Eukaryota; Metazoa; Arthropoda; Insecta; Siphonaptera; Pulicidae
Product: basic helix-loop-helix neural transcription factor TAP-like
Exons: 1
Coding region: 99-1094 (331 amino acids)
Molecular function (GO): protein dimerization activity
Source: RefSeq, a predicted model, not a curated record
UUUUUAUUCUAUAACAAAAUUGCAAAAAAUAACUGAAGUGUCUUGGGGUGUUUUGUUUACGUGAUCGAUCAUUAGAUGUUCUGCCAGGGUUCGGUGAUAUGAGUUGUUACAGCAGUUUCGAGGAGCGAUCGUAUGAGUUUGAUGAUGAUUGUGAAACGUCUUCGGAUAGUGGAUUCGAGAAGAGCUAUGAAUCUAUGCAGCUUUAUACACCGACUAAGAGUUGCGAUGAAGAACGCAAGCGUAAAAUAUUUGAGACGGAAAUUUCCGAACACGCCUUUUCGCAAAUGUCCAAUGCUGUGACAUCUACACCAACAAAAUCAGGUGCUGAUGGAGAGAAGAAAAAAAGGAAAUACCCAACGGGAAGGACUCGUACUCCGAGAGCAAGAAGUCCUUCACACAUUUUGCGCUUGAAGAGAAACCGAAGAAUGAAAGCAAAUGACCGGGAAAGGAAUCGUAUGCACACGCUGAAUGAAGCUUUGGAAAAACUACGUUUAGCUUUGCCGACUUUUCCGGAGGAUACAAAACUAACCAAAAUUGAAACUUUAAGAUUCGCGCACAACUACAUAUUUGCCUUGAGCCAAUCUCUGGAAUGUGAAGGUGUGAUAGUGGACAUGGAAAAACUUCAAAACUUUUCUUUGAGUGGUGAAAAAAUCACAAAAGAGUUGUUCCAUUUAUUCUUAAGGCACGAACCAGACUCAUACGGAAGGUACAACCAUCAACCUAUGUACCCUAACCAGCAUAUGCCCGUUAUGAGCAAUUACGAAGAUCCAAGAUACUCCUGGAAUAUGAUAGGAAACACAGAUAAAACAUCCUCAUGUGCAUACAAUCAAGGAGUUAGUCACAUCCCUCAAGAACAAAGUUUAAACUACAGAAAUCCAGAAUUUCAACAGAAUUACAAUUUAUUUAGAAAUGCUUUUGAAACAGCAAGAAACAGUGGUCAAACAACGCAAAGUGUCGUGCCGUACCAACCACAACAAAACAUAAGUUUCGAUGAAUCCAGUUUACAUCAAGAUAGCAGUUUUUACCAAAAUAGUCCACCAGUUAUAAAUCACCAUAGUUCAGAAGCUUACGGCUUACACACGGGGUUAUUCUGA